AUGGAAAAAUCACUAGCCGACGAAAUCCUGCGACUGAAACGACUACUGGCCGAAAAGGAGUCACUCAAUCGUGUUUUGCAUGCCAAGUUGGAGGAGCGGGAGCGCGAAAUAGAGCGCCUGCUUGCGCAGCUCGACAAGCUGCGGCGUAUGUAUUUUGGCAGCCAGUCCGAGAAACUCGCUCGUCGUAUUGCCCAGACUGAAGCACAACUGCAAAUACUCCAGCAAGAGAGUGACGCUAUCACCGGCCGGGUGGAUGACCCAGCGGUACCGCGGCCACUUCGCCAGACCCGCACUCGCAAACCCUUCCCUCAGGCCCUUCCUCGUGAUGAGCACCGCCUGUGUCCAACAGAAGCAGUCUGCCCGGAAUGUGGUGGAACGCUGUCAUACCUUGGAGAAGAUACUGCGGAGCAGUUAGAGCUGAUACGCAGUGCCUUCCGGGUCAUCCGCACAGUUCGGGAGAAACACACCUGCGGGCAGUGUGAUUUCAUCACACAAGCGCCAGCGCCAUCACGCCCUAUCGAGCGGGGGAGCGCCGGACCUGGCUUACUGGCUCGGGUACUCACCUCCAAAUAUGCAGAGCACACUCCACUGUAUCGCCAGUCGGAAAUCUAUGCCCGUCAGGGUGUGGAGCUGAGUCGUUCGGUGCUCUCUGGCUGGGUGGAUGCAUGUUGCAGAUUGCUGUCACCGCUGGAGGAGGCGCUGCGGCAGUAUGUGCUGACCGAUGGCAAACUACACGCAGAUGACACCCCAGUCCCGGUACUGCUCCCCGGCAAUAAAAAGACAAAAACAGGGCGUCUGUGGACGUAUGUACGUGAUGAUCGCAACGCUGGCUCCGAACUGCCGCCAGCCGUCUGGUUCGCCUACUCUCCUGAUAGAAAGGGAGUCCAUCCGCAAAGCCAUCUUACCGAUUUUAGCGGCGUCCUACAGGCAGAUGCUUACGCAGGAUUUAAUGAGCUAUAUCGGGAAGACCGCCCCUCGGGGACGAUAAAGGAAGCUGCUUGCUGGGCUCAUGCCAGGCGAAAGAUCCAUGAUGUGCAUAUCCGAACGCCAUCGGACAACACACACGAAGCCCUCAAACGAAUUGGUCAGCUUUACAGCCUUGAAGCAGAACUGCGUGGCAUGUCAGCAGAACACCGGCUGGCAGAACGAGAACGGCGGGCAAAGCCCUUACUGGAAGCGCUGGAAAUCUGGUUACGGGAAAGGAUGUCCUCCCUCUCGCGUCACUCAGAGUUGGGCAAGGCCUUCGCCUAUGCCUUGAAUCAGUGGUCAGCACUGACGUACUACGCCGAAAACGGCUGGGUAGAGGUGGACAACAACAUAGCGGAGAAUGCGCUACGGCUGGUGAGCUUGGGGCGAAAGAACUUCCUGUUUUUUGGCUCUGACCAUGGAGGUGAACGGGGAGCCUUGUUGUACAGCUUGCUCGGCACCUGCCGGUUGAACGGUGUAGACCCGGAGCAUUACCUGCGGCAUGUGCUGAACGUGAUCGCCGACUGGCCGGUGAACCGGGUUGGCGAACUGCUGCCAUGGCGUGUUGCUCUGCCCACGGAAUAA
This is a messenger RNA of Cyprinodon variegatus (sheepshead minnow), 1551 nucleotides long. RefSeq lists its product as uncharacterized. The transcript has a single exon. The record is from RefSeq and is a predicted model, not a curated record. NCBI's taxonomy places the organism in Eukaryota, Metazoa, Chordata, Actinopteri, Cyprinodontiformes, Cyprinodontidae. The coding region runs from base 1 to 1551 and encodes 516 amino acids.